CGUUGCCAGUGGAGCAAGGGACCCGGUAGCAACUUGGUUCCUGCGCGGAUGCCGGGGCUGAAAGGCGCCGGGCGGUAGACUGAUUGUGGAUCGCAGGAGGAGGACGCCGGGGCCCACCGUCCAUCCACUGCUACCAUGAUUCCGGUGUCGCUGCUGGUGGUGGUGGUGGGUGGUUGGACCGCCAUCUACCUGGCCGACUUGGUGUUGAAGUCAUCUGCGUAUUUUAAACAUUCUUAUGAAGACUGGCUGAAAACCAAUGGAUUGAGCAUCUCUCCUUUUCAUAUAAGAUGGCAAACUUCAGUUUUUAAUCGUGCCUUUUACAGUUGGGGACGGCGGAAAGCAAGGAUGCUUUACCAAUGGUUCAAUUUUGGAAUGGUGUUUGGUGUAAUUGCCAUGUUCAGUUCAUUUUUUCUCCUUGGAAAAACACUGAUGCAGACUUUGGCACAGAUGAUGGCUGACUCUUCCUCCUCUUCCUCUUCUUCCUCUUCUUCUUCCUCCUCUUCCUCUUCUUCCUCUUCCUCUUCCUCCUCUCUUCACAAUGAACAGGUGUUGCAAGUUGUGGUUCCUGGUAUAAAUUUACCUGUCAAUCAGCUGACCUACUUCUUCGCUGCAGUCCUCAUUAGUGGUGUUGUACAUGAAAUUGGACACGGUAUAGCAGCUAUUAGUCCAGCAGCUAAGGAUAUUUUGUGCAGCCAUCUCCCACCCAGUCCUGCUACGUGGGUCUCAGCCAUGGCCUCAGAGAAUCUUCUCUGUAUCACCACAGAAAAUUCAGAGAUUCCCGCUGAUUUUGUAGACCUGGAGCCACUUAAUGUCGAAGCGGUUUCUGGAGGAACCAGCUCGUUCCCAACCAUCGAAGUGUAUGAAGACGCAGGUGUCGAUUGGGCGCAUGGUGGCCACUACCACUCUCCGUUUAUUGCUCUGCAGCCUCUUGAGGGCAGCACCCUGAGUAAUGGGGAGCACGAUCAGGAUAUGAUCAUCAUCGAGACACGAGAGGAGGUGGUGGACUUCCAGGACUCAGACAACCUGCUAUUCGGUGCUGAAUUUGAAAGCCAAGUGGUUGUUCCAGGUGUUGAUGAAGAUGACUGUCUCCAGCCGACCAGUGCCUCCUUGUCAGGCUUCGCGGCGGCAGAGACUGGUCAAGGUGAGCUCACCGGCUAUGAAGGGAAUCUCUGUAAUUUGACGACCAUUAUCGAGGCUGGCGUUGAAGGUGUGAGCCCUGACCUUGGCGACAAACAAUGGCAGCAGAAGCAGGUGGAAAUUGAAGCUCUUGAGGGAGAAUUACCCUCUACUGCGUGGGAGGCUAAUGGACAAAAAAAUCCCGUGCCGAAAAGGCAGGCUGACGACGACUCACCUCCUGAUUACUCUGAGUAUAUGACGGGAAAAAAAUUUCCUCCUGAAGGACUACCUGGCAUUGACCUGUCUGAUCCGAAACAGCUGGCAGAAUUUACAAGCAUGAAACCCAAAAAGCCCAAAGGAGACUAUCCAAGACCUAUAGUUUGCUCUCAUAUAGGCUGCGGGAAGAUGUUCAAGGAUAACUCCGCUAUGAAAAAGCACUUAAACAUCCAUGGGCCUCGAGUUCAUAUCUGUGCAGAAUGUGGCAAAGCUUUUAUUGAGAAUUCGAAGCUGAAACGUCAUCACCUGGUUCACACUGGAGAGAAGCCCUACCAGUGUACCUUUGAAGGCUGUGGAAGACGCUUUUCCCUGGAUUUCAAUCUGCGCACUCAUAUCCGAAUUCAUACCGGAGACAAGCCGUUUGUGUGCCCAUUUGAUGGCUGCAGCAGGAAGUUUGCUCAGUCGACCAACUUGAAAUCGCAUCUCUUAACACAUGUUAAGAACAAGUAAAAAGAAGUGAGAAGAUCCUUCUGAAGCCUGGGGAGUGUUUUACAGUGAUGUGCCUGGCAAUAAGAUGCCUCUCAUUUCAAUAGUUUCUAGGAAAGUUAUUGCAAAUGAAUUCUACAGAUCUGAGGUUUAUCUUUUGAUACAAUAAAAGUUAAAAGUUUUAUGUUGAUUAAUGCCCUAUUUGUGCUGCAGUGAAGUUUUGUUAAGUUUGGUUUCAACAGGCUAGACUAACCUCACAUUGAUGCCUUGUGUUUUGUACUAAUAUACUUUUCGAAGCUUGGUUUCAACAAGUGACUAAUUCACGAACCUCAUAUUGUUGCUAAAGAUGACCUGUGUUUUUUUGCUGUAGUUUUUGGUUUCAAUAGGAGCCUAAAUAAUGAACUUCAUAUUGUUAAAAUAUCCUAUCUUCUGCAGUAGUAUUUUUAUGAAACUGGUUUCAGCAAGAUACUAAUUCACAAACUAGAUAUGCUAAAGUGACUGGUUUUAGUCCGCAGUGGUGUUUUUAUGAAACUCGCUUUCAACAGGAGACUAACUCAUGAACCACUUUGUUUCUAAAGAUGGUCUGUGUUAUUUUGCUUUGAAGUGUUUAGAGAAGCUUGAUUUCAACAUAGAAUAAACCACAAACCUCAUUGUUGCUAAGAUGCUCUGUGUUUUCUGCGAGGUGAUUUUUUUCUUUUGUGUUUUGGUUUCAACAGGACGCUAUAUCAUAACCUCAUAUUGCUAAGGUACCCUAUCUUCCUCUGAUGUGUUUUUAUAAAGUUUGAACAAGAGACGGUUUCAUAUGCUAAAAUGACUGCUUUAUUCUGUGGUGGUAUUUUUAUGAAACUUGCUAAUUCAUGAUCCUCAUAUUGCUAAGGUGUCCUGUAUUCUACAGCAGUGUUAUUUGUAAAGUUGGUUUUGACAGGAUAAUAAUUCAUGAACCUCACAACAUAUGCCCUGUUUUGUUCUGCAGUGGUGUUUUUGUGAAGUUUGGUUUCAACAGGCAACUAAUUCACAAGCCUCAUAUUCUCGAUAAGUGACCUGUUUUAUUUUGCAGUCAUGCUUUUGUGAAGUUUGGUUUUGGCAGGAGAAUCACACAUGAAAUUCCUGUCAAAUUACAUUUCUUUAUACAACUGUGUUAAAAAUGGGACUUUUGCAUUCUUAUGAAUAUGAGGUUUACUUACUAAUAUUUUUUAAUUGUGUGUUCUAAGUGCUCAUGUUUACUUUUAGGAAUAUGAUUAGUAAUUGUAUAUAUGUUUUCUGUGGAGUUGAUGUUUGUAAAAUAUAGUCUUUAAAGCAUGGGCAGUUUUGUACAUACAUAUUCUAUUAAAUGUUAUAGGUUUGUUUGCUGUCUUAAUUUUGGCAGUAUUACUUGAUGUCAAGACAUUUUUUGUAAAUUUCUUUUAGCUGUAUUAUACAGUGUAGAAUAUUAGAUGAUUUAAUCAUAUUAGCCAAUUUAAGCACCUUUUAAUCACUUUAUGCCUUCCCCUCAUACUGCCUAAGGUGCUGUUGUUGAGUAUAAUUUCUUUGUCUGAUCAACUAAGAAUAGUGUUUGAUUUAAUAAUAUUUUGUCUUCAAAUUGAUUUCAUGUUUGGUGUGUACUUUUGUGUGAUAGAAAAAGCAAAAAUAAAGUAACUGUUUGGAGCAUUAAAAA
Molecule: messenger RNA, 3472 nt
Organism: Microtus ochrogaster (prairie vole)
Lineage: Eukaryota; Metazoa; Chordata; Mammalia; Rodentia; Cricetidae
Gene: Mbtps2
Product: membrane bound transcription factor peptidase, site 2
Biological process (GO): regulation of transcription by RNA polymerase II; regulation of response to endoplasmic reticulum stress; membrane protein intracellular domain proteolysis
Cellular component (GO): membrane; PcG protein complex; cytoplasm
Molecular function (GO): DNA-binding transcription factor activity, RNA polymerase II-specific; RNA polymerase II cis-regulatory region sequence-specific DNA binding; metalloendopeptidase activity
Source: RefSeq, a predicted model, not a curated record